Molecule: messenger RNA, 1192 nt
Organism: Stylophora pistillata
Lineage: Eukaryota; Metazoa; Cnidaria; Anthozoa; Scleractinia; Pocilloporidae
Product: rhodopsin, GQ-coupled-like
Biological process (GO): G protein-coupled receptor signaling pathway
Cellular component (GO): membrane
Molecular function (GO): G protein-coupled receptor activity
Source: RefSeq, a predicted model, not a curated record
UGUGCAAUGAUUUCAAAGGAUCUUCCUUGAGCGGGUUGAUUUUACACUGUUGCAAUUUUCCCAAGUUAUACCGGCAGUAUGUCACUGACAGUUAAGUGUCAAGAAGAAAACACACCAAAAUCACAUAGCCCACAUGACUUACGUCAACAUGACUAGUAAUGAAGAAAUCUUCCGUGGGCAUUCAAUUUUUUGGGGCUACGGCUUGAUUAUGUUUCUCAUCCUUCUAUUCGGUUUCUUCGGAAAUUUGUUCACCAUAAUUGUCCUUCGACACCAGGAACACCGCAAGAAAAGCAUCACUCCAUUAAUGGUGAAUCUGGCCGUAGCAGACCUCAUGAUUGUCGUGUUAGGCUACCCACCAGUUAUCAACACAAACAUAUCAGGUCAAAUGAUGCGCGCAGGAGGAAUUGUUUGUAUCUAUUCCGGCUUUAUCAACGGCAUGACGGGAAUUACAUCCAUUGGUACUCUCACAGCAAUGAGUGGUGUAGUGUAUCAAACUAUCAAGCGAAACAACCCAAAUUACUCCGUUUCUAGAAGAAAAAACAUAGUCCUCAUUGCGGGCACAUGGCUUUAUGGAAUCGUCGCCUUGCUUCCUCCGUCGGUAGGAUGGAACCGGUUUGUGCCCGGCAAGGCCGGUGUUAGCUGCGCACCUGAUUGGACAACUCAGGACCUUGUGAGCACCUUGUAUAUCGUUCUGUUAGUCACUGGUGGCUUCUUGAUACCGUUUAUACUGAUAACAACGUUCCUAACCAAGACUCUCAGAUUGCUCAAACGCUUUCCUGUGCCCUUUGAUCCUUUUAUCCUCGCGCAACGCAGAAGAUACCAACAAAGAACACUGUUAAUGAUCACAGCAACUAUGGGGGCCUUCUUGUUGAGCUGGUCACCGUAUUGCAUCGUCAGCUUCGCGGCAACUAUCAAAGGACACCAUAUACUCACACCAGGGGAGGCAGAAAUCCCUGAGCUGAUGGCCAAGGCCUCUGUUGUCUACAAUCCAAUCAUUUAUAUGAUUAUGAAUGAAAGAUUUCGGCGGACACUCCGGCGAACCAUCACCGGUAAUAAAACGCCGAUAGUGGCUCCUGACCAAGCAACAGAUCAUAACUUUAUCGUGUCAAUGCCUAGAAACAUUGGGAGAGAAAAUAAUCUCAAUAUUACAACCACGGCAGAGAUAUCCACUUAUUUGAAUGUAAAUUCAUAG